CCACGCCUAGAUCCACUACUAAAGAACACGAGAGCAUUAACCACCAAAAAAAAAAAGGAAAAAAAAAAGAACACGAGAGCAUUCUAUAAAAGUUUAGAUAGAGUCACAUGAGGUCCAAUGAGUUGAUGGGUCAAAUAAAUUACAAGGGAGCCAGAGAAGACCAGGAGACGGAGAAGCUUGGCGGCUUGACUAACGUAAAAAGACUACUUUGCUGUGGGCCACGUCCCCGCCGUCCCCUCCUCUUCUCAAUCCACCUCUCCCACUUUCCUCCCAAGCGCCAACUACUCUAAUUACAAUUUUCUAGCCCUUUCAGGCUCCUUCCUUCCUUCCUUCCUUCCUCCUCCAGAAAGCCAUAUGACGACAACGCUGUGACGUUUCCUGGAUGAUGUCUCCCUCGUCUCUUACAGUCUUAUCCGACUUCCGUCCCCCCAAGAUCCCAUCCAAAGAGUUGUGUAUAUAGCUCCAACCCAAGCCCUCAUCUCUCAUUCUCAUUUGCCUCUCCAAGGCUUCCAAGAAAAGCACACACCCAAUUUGCCAGCUGCCUUCAUUGAUCAUGGACUCCACAAGGAUUGGUCACUCCUCCCUGAGCCUUGACCUCAAGGUCGGUUCUCUCCGGUUUCCCGGCCAAGUUCCAAAAGGGUUGCCCAAAAGUCUCAAGCAUGAGGAAGAGGAGUUUUUGAUGAAAAGAGAGGCUGGGGAUCUCAAGGCAGAGCUCAAUCGGGUGUCCGAAGAGAAUAAAAGACUGAACGAGAAGCUUGCCGCCAUUUAUGAAGACUAUGCCAACCUGCAGAGACAGGUAAUGGAUUUGAUAACCACCAUGUGCUCCGAUGGGGGGUCGGUCUCGCCAGGAAGGAAGAGGAAGAGUGAGAGCCUUGCCAUGCAUGGCUACAAUAUUGAUGGGGCUGAUGGAAUGACCAAUAAUUGCAUGGGACAUCAGAUUGGAAGAAACUCGAGCGAAAAUUCUUGCAAGCAAGCGAGAGAAGAGUGUCUGAAGGUCUCUAAGCUCUACGUUCGCACCGAUCCAUCGGAUUCGAGCCUCGUUGUAGGAGAUGGGUAUCAAUGGAGAAAAUAUGGUCAGAAGGUGACAAGAGACAAUCCAUGUCCAAGGGCCUACUUCAGAUGCUCAUUUGCUCCUGCCUGCCCUGUCAAGAAGAAGGUGCAAAGAAGUGCAGAGGAUAGGUCAAUCCUAGUAGCAACUUACGAAGGCGAGCACAACCAUGGUAAUCCCUCUCAGCUUACGGCACCCAGUGGUUCCAGCCGCGGUGGCUCGGUCUCUCGCCGUUCUUCGGGCCCGAGCAACAUAACACUUGAUCUCGCGCGAGUGGGAUCGCAGCAGGAGGUUGAGACACCGGAGCUUCCGGCGCGGAGUUUGGUGGAGCAAGUGGCUUGGUCAUUGACGAAGGAUCCAGAGUUUAAAGCGGCACUGACCACUGCCAUUUCUGGGAACAUUCUUUAGCUCUCUCCCCUGCUAGGAAUCAGUGAUCAGCAGAAUUGAUCCAUUAUUCUAUUUUCUGUGUCUUCAGAUUUAUUGUGGGCUGCUCAUGCUCUUCAAGGUGAUAAGGUGAUGAAGUGAUGGGUGACGCAUUUGUAAAUAGAAUUCUGUUAACAAGAGAUACAGAAAUUUUAUUUAAAUUGGCGAAAAGAACACCUUAUAGGGUGCAUGCCUAUGGUUCCCAUUUUAGCAAGCAAUGUCCAAAUGAAUCAUGGAAAUUAAAUUAAUACAAAACAUUUAUGUUCGAUUGGAAAA
Phoenix dactylifera (date palm) is the source of this 1747-nucleotide messenger RNA. Its product is annotated as WRKY transcription factor WRKY28-like. Gene Ontology annotation, molecular function: sequence-specific DNA binding; DNA-binding transcription factor activity. NCBI's taxonomy places the organism in Eukaryota, Viridiplantae, Streptophyta, Magnoliopsida, Arecales, Arecaceae. The record is from RefSeq and is a predicted model, not a curated record. Gene Ontology annotation, biological process: regulation of DNA-templated transcription.